Eruca vesicaria subsp. sativa (arugula) is the source of this 330-nucleotide messenger RNA. The record is from the annotation of a GenBank genome assembly. NCBI's taxonomy places the organism in Eukaryota, Viridiplantae, Streptophyta, Magnoliopsida, Brassicales, Brassicaceae.
AUGACGCCACGUGUCUUUGCUCCGUCUUCAACAACGUGGAUAUGCUCAAAUCGCUUAACCUCACUAAAGACAACGCUAGCUCUUGAUCUACCUAAAGCGUGUGGCGCCAACCCUGACGUCUCACAAUGCAAAGCCACCACCGGUGGUGCUACUACGCCUUCAACGUCCCCGGCAACUCCCAAAAGUCCCCCGGUGUCUUCCACCGGAAGCGGUUCCACCGGAGCUUCAGCCUCUUCAACGUCCACACCGACAAGCUCUGCUCCGGCCAUCAACUUCUCCGGACAUAGCUUCGCAUCAGCGAUCGUGGCGUUGGCAACAAUCUUUUUCUGA